Messenger RNA from Ostrea edulis (European flat oyster), 1527 nucleotides. RefSeq names its product fibrinogen C domain-containing protein 1-like. Bases 143 to 1090 code for a protein of 315 amino acids. The transcript is spliced from 5 exons. Lineage: Eukaryota; Metazoa; Mollusca; Bivalvia; Ostreida; Ostreidae. The record is from RefSeq and is a predicted model, not a curated record.
CUGUAAGUCAGGCAGGAAAUAGUGAGGACUUCUGUAAGUCAGACAGGAGAUAGUAAGGACUUGGGUCUUUGACUGCGUGGUUUUCGAAACAUUACUUCAUUUGAUCUGGGCUAAUAACUGUGUUCGUUCGCUUGCUGAGAUAAUGAAAGCCAUUACUAUAUUCAUUCGCUGUUUCCCGUGCAUUAUUUUGGGUACUUUGUCAAAAGCAGAUGUAAAAACCCAACGCUACAUGAUGAAAUCUUCACUUGACGACAAGAUGUCGAAUAUCAGCCUCAUGGCAAUACAUCAUUCGGAAUCCCUCACGCAAUGUUCCAGUAUGUGUGGUCAACUUUGUGCAUGCUUUGGUUUUAAUCCCCAACUAAAGAGGUGCCGUAUCCAUCAGUCAUGUGACCCAGCAGAUAUGACCAUCAACGAAACAGGAUGGAGGAAUUUUUAUCCUGACGUGCCGUAUCUGCAUAAAAGCUGUAUGGAGAUUUUACAAAGAGAUCCAAGCGUGAUUGGAAAAGAUGGGGUAUAUUCGAUAUAUGUCAAUGAUGAGAAAACGAAAGUGUACUGUGACAUGACUACAGAUGGUGGGGGCUGGACGGCUAUCCAAAAACGACAGGAUAAUUCUACAGACUUUUAUAGGACUUGGGCAGAUUACAAGAAAGGAUUUGGAGACCCAUCCACAAACUACUGGAUUGGAAACGAUGUAAUUCACUAUUUAACAAAGACAAAUCAGGAACUACGAGUGGAGCUGUUGAGUUUUGAUGACGAGAAAGCAUACGCCCUGUACUCCACAUUCCAAGUUGGAAACGAGAGCAGUAAAUACCAGCUUACAGUAUCGGAGUAUUCAGGAACAGCGGGAGACAGUUUGUACAUCCACAAUGGAUAUAAGUUCAGUACACAUGAUGAGGAUAACGACGAUUCCAGUGGUAACUGUGCGGUUAUAUAUCACGGAGCCUGGUGGUACAGGGAAUGUGCUAACUCCAACCUGAACGGUCUGUACGCCAGGUCCGUUGUGUCUAGUUUAAAAUACCCCUACUGGUAUCUUUGGAAAUAUCUUACCGCAUUAAAGGGAACAUCUAUGCUGAUACGACCCAAGAAUUAACAUCAAUAUAUACCGUGUUUGACAAAUGACUAAGUCAUGUCCUGGAUUGACUUAUUUUACAUCAGAUAUCUCUGAUGAAACGGGAUAGUAACGUGUGGUUGAUAUAAUAUAAAUAUCAAUGGAAUUAUCAGGAUUUUUUCAAUGUAAUUGUUUAUUAAGUAGUGAGCAGUAACAUUUUGUGUAGAAUGAUUGAGUUGUAUUCCUUUUUUAAGUAUAAAUCACUGAUUGUUAAACUCUGACAAAUGAUCAACAUACUCUAUGUACUACAUGAUCUGUAUUAUUUUGAUCAACACAUGAAUAUUAAUUUGUGGUAUAUCAUUAAUUGUCAUGAUAAAUGCUUUUACAUAGUGUAAAUAUGUAUGUCAUUAAAUAGAUUCUUAAAGCAAUAGUUUGUAUUCCAGAUAAUAAACAUCAUAUAUACAUUUUAUUUUGAUACA